Pimephales promelas (fathead minnow) is the source of this 3332-nucleotide messenger RNA. RefSeq names its product DEAD-box helicase 46 (gene ddx46). Gene Ontology annotation, molecular function: RNA helicase activity; ATP binding; nucleic acid binding. The record is from RefSeq and is a predicted model, not a curated record. Lineage: Eukaryota; Metazoa; Chordata; Actinopteri; Cypriniformes; Leuciscidae.
UUUAAUAAAAGUAAAGAGCGGAAGUGGUCAUCAUGCAGCCGGAAGUGUUUGUGUGUUUGGAUUCACUAAAGCGACACCAUGGGACGAGAGUCACGGCACUACCGGAAGCGCUCCAGCUCGAGGGCGAGGUCCGCCAGCCGGUCCAAGAGCCGCUCGCCCGACUCCAAGCGCUCGAAGAAGGAGGAUCCGGCCGGCUCACGGGCCCGCAGCAGGAGAGAGCGCACACGCAGCCGAGAGAGGAGGAGGUCACGCUCCCGAGACCGCAAGAGGCCGAGGCGCUCCAGGAGUCGGGACAGGAGACGCACCAGCCGAGAGCGCAGGAGGAGCAGGAGCAAGAGCAGGAGCAGAGGGAGGAGCAAGGAGAAGCCGGAGAACGGAGAGCCGAGCGCCGACAAGAAGAAGCUGAAGGAGGAGAAGGAGGAGGAGAGGCCGGAGGACCAAGACUUUGACCAGAACACACUGGAGGAGGAGAUGAGGAAGAGGAAGGAGCGCGUGGAGAAGUGGAGGGAGGAGCAGAGGAAGAAGGCCAUGGAGAACAUCGGGGAGAUCAAGAAGGAGCUGGAGGAGAUGAAGCAGGGCAAGAAGUGGAGCCUGGAGGAUGAUGACGAUGACGAGGAGGAGACCCUCGCCCCGGUGGAGCCCGACCCGGACGGCGAGGAGCAGGAGAAGGAGCCGGCGGUGGAGCUGGAGGAGGUGCCGGAGGAGGAGGCCGGAGAGGAGCUGGACCCGCUCGACGCCUACAUGGAGGAGGUCAAGGAGGAGGUCAAGAAGUUCAACAUGGGCACCAUGAAGGGCGGGAACGACAAGCAGAAAGGAGGCAUGUCCGUGACUAAAGUGAUGACCGUGAUGAAGACGAGGAAGAUGCCGAACACCUCCAAGAAGAAGGGCGAGCUGAUGGAGAACGACCAGGACGCCAUGGAGUAUUCGUCAGAGGAAGAGGUGGUGGACCUGCAGACGGCCCUCACGGGCUUCCAGACGAAACAGAGGAAGGUUCUGGAGCCGGUGGAUCAUCAGAAGAUCGAGUAUGAACCCUUCCGCAAGAACUUCUACGUGGAAGUGCCGGAGCUGGCCCGGAUGAGCCCCGAAGAGGUGAACGAGUACCGCCUGGAGCUGGAGGGCAUCGUCGUGAAGGGCAAAGGCUGCCCGAAGCCCAUCAAGUCCUGGGUGCAGUGUGGCAUCUCCAUGAAAGUGAUGAACGCGCUGAAGAAGCACAGCUACGAGAAGCCGACCCCGAUCCAGGCGCAGGCCAUCCCGGCCAUCAUGUCGGGCCGAGACCUCAUCGGCAUCGCCAAGACCGGCAGCGGCAAGACCAUCGCCUUCCUCCUGCCCAUGUUCAGACACAUCCUGGACCAGCGGGCACUGGGGGAGGGGGAGGGGCCUAUCGCGGUCAUCAUGACCCCCACCCGAGAGCUGGCUCUCCAGAUCACCAAAGAGUGCAAGAAGUUCUCCAAGUCUCUGGGUCUGCGUGUGGUGUGUGUGUACGGCGGCACGGGCAUCAGCGAGCAGAUCGCAGAGCUGAAGCGAGGAGCAGAAAUCAUCGUCUGCACUCCCGGCCGGAUGAUCGACAUGCUCGGAGCCAACAGCGGUCGCGUGACGAACCUGCGCAGAGCCACGUAUGUGGUGAUGGACGAGGCCGACCGCAUGUUCGACAUGGGCUUCGAGCCGCAGGUGAUGCGGAUCGUGGAUAACGUGAGGCCGGACCGCCAGACUGUGAUGUUCUCCGCCACGUUCCCGCGCUCGAUGGAGGCGUUGGCGCGCAGGAUCCUGUCCAAGCCCAUCGAGGUGCAGGUGGGCGGCAGGAGCGUGGUGUGCUCCGACGUCGAGCAGCACGUGAUCGUCAUCGAGGAGGAGAAGAAGUUCCUGAAGCUUCUGGAGAUUCUGGGUCACUAUCAGGAGAAGGGAUCGGUCAUCAUCUUCGUGGACAAGCAGGAGCACGCCGACGGUCUCCUGAAGGACCUGAUGAAGGCCUCGUACCCCUGCAUGUCCCUGCACGGAGGCAUUGACCAGUACGACCGGGACAGCAUCAUCAACGACUUCAAGAACGGGGCGUGCCGUCUGCUGGUGGCCACCUCUGUCGCCGCGCGGGGCCUCGACGUCAAGCACCUCAUCCUGGUGGUCAACUACAACUGCCCCAACCACUACGAGGACUACGUGCACCGCGCCGGACGCACCGGGAGAGCCGGCAACAAGGGAUACGCGUACACCUUCAUCACUGCAGACCAGGUGCGCUACUCUGGGGAUAUCCUGAAAGCGCUGGAGCUGUCCUCCACACCCGUACCCCCCGAGCUGGAGCAGCUGUGGACCGGCUUCAAGGAGCAGCAGAAGGCCGAGGGCAAGAGUAUCAAGAGCAGCAGCGGGUUCUCCGGGAAGGGCUUCAAGUUCGACGAGACGGAGCACGCGCUGGCCAACGAGAGGAAGAAGCUGCAGAAGGCUGCGCUCGGCCUUCACGACUCUGACGACGACGACGCGGCUCUCGACAUCGACGAGCAGAUCGAGAGCAUGUUUAACUCUAAGAAGCGUGUGAAGGACUUCUCGGCCCCGGGCUCCUCCGGCGGCCCCGCUGUGGGAGUGAGCGGCUCGGUCAGCUCGGCCUCCGCCCCCAGCGCUCCCUCUGCUGGAAACAUACAGAAGCUGGAGAUGGCCAAGAAGCUGGCGCUCAGGAUACAGGUGCAGAAGAACCUGGGCGCCGAGGCACAGGACGUGAUGCAGCAGGCCACGAACGCUAUCCUGCGCGGCGGGACGAUGAUCGCGCCCUCGGUCUCCGCUAAGACCAUCGCAGAGCAGCAGGCGGAGAAGAUCAACGCUAAGCUGAACUACACGCCGGUGGAGAAGCUGGAGGAGGAGCGGCAGGCCAACGACAACAGCGAGACCGUCAAGAGAUACGAGGAGGAGCUGGAGAUCAACGACUUCCCUCAGACGGCCCGCUGGAAGGUCACGUCGAAGGAAGCGCUCCAGCGAAUCGGAGAGUACUCGGAGGCUGCCAUCACCAUACGAGGGACGUACUUCCCCCCGGGCAAAGAGCCCAAAGAGGGCGAGCGCAAGAUCUACCUGGCCAUCGAGAGUGCGAACGAGCUGGCCGUGCAGAAGGCCAAAGCCGAGAUCACACGCCUCAUCAAGGAGGAGCUCAUACGCCUGCAAAACUCCUACCAGCCGACCAGCAAGGGCCGGUACAAGGUCCUGUAGAGCACUGCGCUGGGCAGCCGGGCGAACGCCAGGUUUGGAUCUCUGGAAGUUUGUACCUGUUGUUUGCGUCGCUCAUGUUGAAUAUUUUAGAAAACUCCCAUGUAAUUGUGAACUUAAUUUGGAAAUAAAAUGUUUUUUUUUCUUGUGUA